Panicum hallii is the source of this 3278-nucleotide messenger RNA. Its product is annotated as phototropin-2. The record is from RefSeq and is a predicted model, not a curated record. Bases 253 to 2982 code for a protein of 909 amino acids. The transcript is spliced from 23 exons. NCBI's taxonomy places the organism in Eukaryota, Viridiplantae, Streptophyta, Magnoliopsida, Poales, Poaceae. Gene Ontology annotation, cellular component: cytoplasm; plasma membrane; nucleus. Gene Ontology annotation, molecular function: ATP binding; protein serine/threonine kinase activity. Gene Ontology annotation, biological process: protein phosphorylation.
UAUCCGCUCGCCGCGCCAGCUUGCCCUGCUCCACCCGCCCUUCUUUUCUCUCCGGCCACCUCGAUCUCCUCCUCUUGCUCUCUGUCUUGUCCUCGUCGCCUCUCCGCUUGCCCUCCGCUCUCCGGCGCCUCAUUGCCCUGCCCACUGCAAGUUCAGCGGUGAUUCAGCAGAUGGUUGUUCGCCCGCACCUGCGCGGCCGUUGAUCGCGACAGCCUCGUCGUAGCGGUCGGAGGAGCAGCGCCGCCGGCGUCCAUGGCGGCGGGGUCGUCGAGGCAAGCGGCGGAGAAGGUGGACAAGUGGAUGGCGUUCCCGUCGGGCGCCGACGGCGGCGGCAGCUUCACCUUCCCACCGCCGCGUUCCUGGUCGGGAGGCGUCAAGGAGAUCGUGGAGGAGCUGGCGUCGUCCUCCCCGGGAGCCGCCGCCGGAGGCAGCAGCAGCAACCGGCAGCCGUCGUUCCAGCGCGGGCGCGACAGCGGCGUGGGCAGCACCAAGUCGUCGCUGGACGGCGCGCGCGCGUCGGGGGAGUCGUCGCUGCCGCGGGUGUCGCAGGAGCUCAAGGACGCGCUGUCCAACCUGCAGCAGACCUUCGUCGUCUCCGACGCAACGCGCCCGGACUGCCCCAUCAUCUACGCCAGCGCCGGGUUCUACACCAUGACCGGCUACUCCCCCAAGGAGGUCAUCGGCCGCAACUGCCGCUUCCUGCAGGGCCCCGACACGGACAUGAACGAGGUGGCCAAGAUCCGGGACGCCGUCAAGGCCGGACGCAGCUUCUGCGGCCGCUUGCUCAACUACCGCAAGGACGGCGCGCCCUUCUGGAACCUGCUCACCGUCACCCCAAUCCGCGACGACAACGGCAAGGUCAUCAAGUUCAUCGGGAUGCAAGUGGAGGUGAGCAAGUACACGGAGGGUCUCAGCGACAAGCGCAUGCGGCCCAACGAGCUGCCGGUCUCGCUCAUCCGCUACGACGACCGGCAGAAGGAGACGGCGAUGUCGUCGAUAACGGAGGUGGUGCAGACGGUGAAGGACCCGCGCGCCCGCUCCCAGGGCGAGGAGGAGCCCAUGGAGCCCCCGCCGCCGGUCACGCCGGCGCGGGCCGGCGCCGCGGCCACCGCGUCACCGAUGGUCGGCCCCGGCACGGCGUCCGGCGGCGCCAGCCACAAGUUGCCGCUCUGGGACCUCAAGAAGGAGGACUCGUUGAGCAGGAAGCUGAGCGGCCGCGGCUCACUCAUGGGGUUCAAGAUGGGGAAGAGGAGCUCGGUGGGAAGCAGGGAGCAGGCGCUACCGGCGGCGGAGGUGGAGGCGCCUGCGCCACCGGCGCCACCGGAGGCGGCGACGGAGAAGGAGCGCAAGAACAGCUGGGAGAAAGAGGGGAGGGAGAGGGACAUCAGGCAGGGGAUCGACCUGGCAACCACUCUGGAGCGUAUCGAGAAGAACUUCGUCAUCACCGACCCCAGGAUCCCGGACAACCCCAUCAUCUUCGCGUCGGAUAGCUUCCUGGAGCUGACGGAGUACACGCGGGAGGAGAUCCUCGGAAGGAACUGCAGAUUUCUUCAAGGGCCGGAGACCGACAUGUCCACUGUCGAUAAGAUCCGGGAGGCCAUCCGGGAGCAGAAGGAGAUCACGGUCCAGCUCAUCAACUACACCAAGAGCGGGAAGAAGUUUUGGAACUUGUUUCACCUUCAGCCGAUGUGGGACCAGAAGGGGGAGCUUCAAUACUUCAUCGGUGUUCAGCUUGAUGGAAGCGACCAUGUCGAACCCCUUACGAGUCGUCUCUCUGAGAACACCGAGCUACAAAGUGCUAAACUGGUCAAAGCUACAGCGGAGAAUGUGGAUGAAGCAGUCAGAGAGCUUCCUGAUCCCAACUUGAGACCAGAGGACCUGUGGGCAAUUCACUCUCAACCCGUUUCUCCAAAACCUCACAAACGAUACAACUCUUCUUGGAUAGCGAUAGAAAAGAUUACAAAAUCUGGGGAGAAGAUUGGCUUGAAGCACUUCAAGCCUGUAAAACCUUUGGGUUGUGGUGACACUGGAAGUGUACACCUGGUGGAGUUGCAAGGCAGUGGGGAAUUAUUUGCAAUGAAGGCAAUGGACAAAUCAGUGAUGUUGAAUCGCAACAAGGUUCAUCGAGCUUGUAUCGAAAGAGAAAUAUACUCACUGUUAGAUCAUCCGUUUCUACCAACACUAUAUACUUCAUUCCAGACACCAACACAUGUUUGUCUCAUAACAGACUUCUGUCCUGGAGGAGAAUUAUUUGCACUGCUUGAUAGGCAACCCAUGAAUCUUUUCAGAGAAGACUCUGCAAGGUUUUACGCUGCGGAGGUUGUAAUUGGUCUGGAGUAUCUCCAUUGCCUUGGAAUUAUAUACCGUGAUCUAAAACCAGAAAAUAUUUUGCUCCAAGAGGACGGACACAUUGUUCUGACUGAUUUUGACCUCUCAUUUUUGACUUCUUCAAAACCCCAUGUGAUAAAGCAUUCAACAUCAAGACGGAGAAGAUCUAAAGAAUUUCUCCCCCCAAGUUUUGUUUCAGACCCUGCCACUCCAUCAAAUUCUUUUGUUGGAACUGAAGAGUACAUAGCUCCAGAGGUCAUCACGGGUGCACCACAUACAAGUGCCAUUGAUUGGUGGGCUCUUGGGAUUCUCUUGUAUGAGAUGUUGUAUGGGCGGACACCUUUUCGAGGAAAGAACAGGAAAAAGACAUUUUAUAACAUCCUGCACAAAGACCUUACAUUUCCUAGUAGCAUUCCGGUUAGUCUUGCGGCGAAGCAAUUAAUCCAUGGAUUGCUUCAGAGAGAUCCCUCUUCUCGACUUGGCUCAAGUGCUGGUGCAAACGAUAUCAAGCAACAUCCCUUUUUUGAAGAUAUAUACUGGCCGCUCAUUCGUUGCAUGGAGCCCCCAGAGCUUGAUGUUCCGCUGAAAUUAAUUCGGAAGGAAUCUGAAGUUAAAGUGAAGGCCGAGGAAGAUUCUCUCACUCUGCCGUAUUGAGACAUUUUAAGGAGGCUGUACAAACCGCUCGUGGGAGGAACAUUCUUGAGCAUGUAUAGUAAUAAGAGGCUUCAUGAGCUGAUAGAAGGAAUUGUAUAUCAUCUUCUGAGUUGCAUUAGAGAUCUUGUACAUGAGUGAUUCUUUGGGUUAGAUUAAAGUUCAUAAUAUAUUACAUAAAUAGUAUCACGUCCUUGUAAAAGUCAUCACCCUUUCUACAGAUGGUUCAAUAAAAUGUAGCAUGUAGUGUUGAUGUUAUACAUUAGUACCACCAUUUGAGAUGGAAUUUUCAUUUACCA